UAUGAAACUCUAUAUCUUCCGUCUGUCUAAUUUUCCAGCCAGCAGAGGAGGUAACGGAGCAUUUCUCCAUCAUAUUGUUUGGGGUAAACAGAGGCGGCCAUUGUACGGGUCUGUUUGGCAUAACCUGGCCCUCCUGUAUUUACGUAUUUGUACAUGAGACAGCGAGACUUCAGCAGAAGAGAUGUCUGCUUCUUCAGUAUGGCCGAAUGGAAAAAGAAAAGAAUAACAACAAAUCAAAAACUUCUACAUUUAUUUAUUAAUGACCUUUAAGGACAAAAAGGUGCAAACAAGAACAAACCAGGACAACAUAAUACACACAAACGUGGACAAUACAAUAAGCAAGUACUUCAAAAAGACAAUAAAACGCAGAAAAUGGCAUAUUUCCACGCAAUGUGACAACGGAAGUAAUAGAGGGGAAGAUGGAAGAUCCGCCGAAUUCCUCCAGCCUGCACUGGUCCGUUAUUAACGUCAAUGAAACGAACUCCACCUCCUCGGACGCCUACGUCAUAAGCCUCGUCCUCUCCUGCAUCUACACCAUCCUGCUCUUCCCGCUCGGCCUCAUGGGUAACAUCCUGAUCCUGCUGGUGAACUUUGACCCUCGGCAGCGGAUGAGCACGCCAGACCUGUACUUUACUAAUUUGGCCCUGGCCGACCUAGUGUUGGUUCUGGACUCACUAAUUGAAGUGUUCAAUCUGAGCGCGCACUAUUACGACGAUGCAGUCUUGUGCUCAUGCAUGGCGAUUUUCCUACAGGUCAACAUGUACAGCAGCGUGUUUUCCCUCACAUGGAUGAGUUUGGACCGCUGCCUUGCGCUGACCGGCCUCAGAACGCGAGCGCUACCUAAAAACGCCUCCAUUUCGCAUCGUUCGCGCAUUGCUCGCAGGGCUUGCGCGACCAUAUGGGCGGCAGCCACCUUGUGCACUCUGAUUCCAUUCGCUACUGCGCAUGUGCAUCACGGAUGGGGGCGUGGCUUCUGUUUUGCAGGCGUGGCUGAGGUGCAAUGGCUGGAAGUGACGUUGGGAUUCGCUUUGCCGUUUUGCGUGAUGGGCGUCUGCUACACUUUAAUCGCGCGUGUGCUUUUGCACUCUGAACGGCCGCAGCGAACCAAAGCCCUGCGCAUGAUCGUCGCAGCAGUGAGCGUGUUUUUUGUGUGCUGGCUGCCAGAGAACGUCUUCAUCAGCGUGCAUCUUUUGAACGGUGACACGGAUGCCUCACGCAGACGUGGAAACCAUACUCUGUGGCAGCGUUACCCUCUCACGGGACACGUUGUGACCUUAGCGGCCUGCGCCAACAGCUGCCUGAACCCGCUCAUCUACAGCCUGCUGGGAAACACCUUUAGACGGAAACUGCAGGUGUUUGUCGCGCACCACGUGCCGUGCCUGCAUACGCAGAGCGCAAGAGCAACACCUCCCUGUCCGUGUGUAACAUGCACAAAUGUGCACCAUUCGUGCUCGCACGAGAAUAAGGAAGAGGAAGAACGUGACCUUCAAAGCGGCGAGGAAGGUCGAGAGUGUGUGUGUGACAGAGUGGGAUAAACAUGGGUUUUUUUAAAGAAAUUAACACUUUUAUUCAGUAAGGAUGCAUUAAAUUGAUCAAAAGUGACAAUAAAGAUAUUUAUUUAAAAUUAACUUUCUAUUUAUCAAGGAAUCCUGAAAAAAUGUAUCAUGGAUUCUGCAAAGAUACUGACAUUGAUAAUAAUCAGAAAUAUUUCUUAAGCAGCAAAUCAGCGUAUUAGAAUGAUGUGACACUGAAGACUGGAGUAAUGAUGCUGAAAAUACAGCUUUGCAUCACAGGAAUAAAUUAUAUUUUAAUAUAUAUUCAAACAGAAAUCAGUUGUUUUAAAUUGUGAUAAUAUUUCACAAUAUUACUGUAAGGGAAGAAAGCGGAUUAU
Molecule: messenger RNA, 1891 nt
Organism: Onychostoma macrolepis
Lineage: Eukaryota; Metazoa; Chordata; Actinopteri; Cypriniformes; Cyprinidae
Product: G-protein coupled estrogen receptor 1-like
Exons: 2
Coding region: 420-1535 (371 amino acids)
Biological process (GO): G protein-coupled receptor signaling pathway; cellular response to estradiol stimulus
Cellular component (GO): membrane
Molecular function (GO): nuclear estrogen receptor activity; G protein-coupled receptor activity
Source: RefSeq, a predicted model, not a curated record